AUGUCUCCAUCACCACAUUCCCAGACAGCUACCCAUAUCCUUAGUCUCGCCAACUACACAUCCCAUCACCUCGUUCCACUCACCCCGAAGCCCUCCACUCCACUCCUACCCUCCUCUCUCCGCCUCCGUACCGUCAUUAUCAGUCUGACAACGAACAACCUCUCCUAUGCACGCCUCGGCCAUCUAAUGGGCUGGUACUCUACGUAUCCGCUCCCCACUACGACACCUGCUCCGUAUGACGAUUCUGCAAGGUACGGCCGCGUUGCAGCAUGGGGCUAUGCCGAGAUUCUAGAAAGCACUGUCGAAGGCAUUGAGAAAGGAAUGAGCGUGUAUGGCUAUCUUCCCAGUAGCACAGAGUGGGAGGAUAUAACUGUAGAAAGGGCUAAAGACGCACGGGAUGGUCGUGUGAUCGACGACCAAGUUAUUGUGACGGACGCACAUAGACAGCAUCUGUGGAAGAUCUACAACCGGUAUCGGAUUUGUGGUCCGCUUCUUAAGAUGGCUGAUCAGACUGAGCAAAAAGACGAGUUGGGCUGGAGUGCGCUGAUGAUGGGUCUUUUCACAGUUGCGCAUAACCUCUCCAAUUAUGUUUUCCCACCACAGAAAGUGGACGGAGGGGCGAGGGAACAGACGGGCCGGAUACAUCCCACAGGAAAUGGGGAGUGGAGCGUCGAAGACGCGGACUUGAGAGAUGCGGCGGUUGUUGUGCUAAAUGCGAGUGGUAAGACGGCAUCUUGUUUUGCGUAUGUUCUUCGACACUGUCGACCCGCUGAGCACCAACCUGCUCGUAUUAUCGGCAUUGGAUCUAGAGCCUCCAUUGAGGUCAUCAAGAGAACUGGAUGGUACGACAACGCAUCUCUCUAUGACAAUUUCGACGAAACUGCCAUAGAGAUCAAAAGCUCGAAUUCGAAACGCAUCGUUUUCUUCGAUUUUGGCGCCCGACCUGGAGCAAACGCGAAAUGGCGAUCCGCUCUUUCUUCACUCUCGCCCACUGUCCCUUUCACACUAGUGACAGUUGGUGGUGAGGUCGCACCUCAAGAUCCAGAAAAGGCCACGCAACGGCUCGCUAACAGAGCUUCCUUGAACAUUGUCAACGCGGGCUUGUUGCAAGAAAAGGGUAUUGAGACUGCUGGAAGCAUGUAUUUUGAUAAUGUGUAUGCUGCGUUUCAGGUGUUCUGGAGACGGGCCAGAGAGGUAGGAAUGUUGGAGUUGAAGUGGGGUGAGGGGCUAGAGGACUGGGAACGAGGCUGGGAGAUGCUAUGUAGGGAUGAGGUCAAAGCUGAUGUGGGCCUGGUGUACAGUAUUUAG
This is a messenger RNA of Alternaria arborescens, 1308 nucleotides long. RefSeq lists its product as hypothetical. The transcript has a single exon. Lineage: Eukaryota; Fungi; Ascomycota; Dothideomycetes; Pleosporales; Pleosporaceae. The coding region runs from base 1 to 1308 and encodes 435 amino acids. The record is from RefSeq and is a predicted model, not a curated record.